Molecule: messenger RNA, 3120 nt
Organism: Dreissena polymorpha
Lineage: Eukaryota; Metazoa; Mollusca; Bivalvia; Myida; Dreissenidae
Product: exocyst complex component 3-like
Exons: 24
Coding region: 181-2466 (761 amino acids)
Biological process (GO): exocytosis; exocyst localization
Cellular component (GO): exocyst
Molecular function (GO): SNARE binding
Source: RefSeq, a predicted model, not a curated record
ACAAUUACCAUUCAAUCAUGUUUAACAAAAACAGGCCUUAAAAAUUGGGUCAAAUCAUCUCGUUUUUGUUCAUGCUCGCUGAGGCAAUACAUUUGUUUACGCCUGAAAUAUUCCGUCAAAAUCACCGUCAAAACCGAAAGUAGAAACGUUCACAUUAAGCGGCCUUAGCCGCGCACAGAAAUGAAUGAGGCAACUCUAACACCACAAGCACCACUAGAUCUGGGUAGACUGGAGCUUCAAGCCAAAGAGGCUGGCACCAAGUAUGUGGCCAACCUACUUCAGCGACCAGACCAAUUGGAAAGAGUAGACCAGUAUCGCAGACGUGUUGCAAGAAAAAAGGCUUCUGUGGAAGCCAUGUUGAAAACUGCUGUGCAAUCCCAGCUGGAUGGAGUGAGAACUGGACUCAAUCAGUUGCAGAGUGCCCUUCUAGAUGUUCACGAGAUUAAACGAAGCUUAGACCAGGUGGAUGAGACCUACAGAAAGGUUAAACCUUUGCAGAAGAAAAUUGCAACAGUUUUAGAGGAGAACAACAACUUCUGUCAGUUGGCGACAGCAAUGGAGAAUCUCAAGCAUAUAUUCACAGUCCCUGAAAGUGUAAAGAAGACAGAGGAUCUUAUCAGUGAGGGGAAAUUGCUGCAUGCUCAUAAACAAUUGACGGAGUUGGAGACUGCCAGGGACGACCUACUUCUUGAACUUCACAAGCAGCCCAACAGAAGCCCAACCGAUGAUAAUAUGCUGCAGAAGUACUUCUCGGAAGUUGCCAAGCUGUCUGUCACCCUGGGCAAGCAGCUGUGGAUCAUAUUCAUGCGACUGCUGAUGUCUGUAAGAAGGGAGCCUACUCUGGUAGUCACGGCACUGAGGAUCAUUGAGAGAGAGGAAAAGUUAGACUCGCUGUCCAGUAAACGUCAAGAGCAGACUGGUUUCAUGCCCCCUGAUCGGCCCAAACGAUGGCGACAGAAGUGCAUGUCAGUCAUGGAGGAAUGUAUCUCGCAGAGGAUUGAGGGUAAUCAAAUGGAGGACCGUAGCAGCAAUAAGAUGUGGCUGGUACGGCAUCUAGAGGUCACCAGACAACUCAUGUUAGAGGACCUCAAAGUGGCCAAGACCUUGCUUCCUCCCGUGUUUCCACCGUACUACAACAUUGUGAACAAGUUUGUCUGGAUGUACCACGAGGCCCUAUCCAAGCAUAUCAAGGACAUGAUGGAGCAGAAGUUGGAGGGCAACGAGUUUGUCACCUUGCUGCAGUGGCUCAACAGCUAUGAUUCUCCAGAACUCAUGAAACACCCCUCACUCAACAUCGACACCAAGGAACUGGGUCCCCUGCUCCAUAAUGAUGAUGUAGAAAAACUCCAGAAAGAGUAUUUGACCAAUAUGAAGAAAAAUAUACAGGACUGGACUGGUAACACUUUGAAAUCAGAGCAAAAGGACUGGUGUCGUAAUGAGGGACCAGACCAAGACGGCGAAGGAUUCUACAACACAUCUCUACCUAUGAUCAUUUUCCAGAUGAUCGAACAAAAUAUUCAAGUGGCCGGCAUGCUUGGUGAAAGCAUCAUGUUACGCAGUCUGGAGCAGUUUGUUGAAGUUCUCAGCAACUUUGCUGAACAACUGAAAGGAGUUGUUGGUAUCUACAGAGACAGACAUUUACAAGACAGGAGGGAACCAAAGUUCUACCUGCACUAUUUGAUCGCCACAGCGAACAAUCUGCUCACCUUUGGAGACUACAUGACCCAGCUGAGGAAGCGUUACCUGAAGACCGAGUACGACAGAGACGAGGAGGAUGAUGCCAACAUCCGCAUGGACAGGUUCCAGGUGCUCAAGGGAACGUUCUACCGUACCGCGUACGACAUCAUUGGCUACAUUCUGGAGGAGGUUAUGAUUGAUCUCCGCACACACGAGCAUUGCAUCAACGAGCUGAUGACAAAAGCAUGGCAGCAGAGCGGUCAGUCCGUGGAGGUGGUGGUCGCCACAUGGCAGGACUACGGAACAGACUUUGUCCACCUGAAGCCCAAGCUGGAGCAGAAACUGUAUGAGACUGCCAAACGUGUCAUACUGAAGGAAUACCUGAAGGCCAUUCUCUCAAGGAAACUGGCCUUUAAGGUUUAUGAUGAGCGGAAGAACGCUGCAGAGAAGAUGAUCCAUGAGGCAACACAGUUGGAGCGUAUCUUCCACAAGUACAAGUCUGAUGAUACCUGUACUGGAAGAAAAUAUGAUGCUACAUUCUCGGUACUUCCCAUGAUGGCAGAGAGCCUGAAAUUGAAGGACACCUCCAUGCUGUCACUGGAAAUUGCUGGCAUCAUGAAGAAGUUUCCUGAUAUCCGUCUAGAGCAGAUGAUCAACCUAUUGCUGUGUCGUGGUGACAUGAGCCGGUCCGAGGCUCGACAGAUGAUCAUCGACACUGUGGGAGAAGAGAAGGCACUGAAAUCCGCUAAUAUUGGAAUAUUUGCAGACAUUGCAGCUGAGACCAAAUAGCCUUGAAUUUCUUGUUAGUUUGUGUAUAUAUAGGCUUUGUGGUCUUUACAAUUUGUAAUGUCUUAAAUCCAAAUUAUGAUUGUUUUCAACGAGUUAUGCAAUCAUCACAUUUAAAAUUGAUGAAUUUUUGUAUUUAUUUACCAUAAGAAAUUUGUGUACACAUAAAAGUGACAAUACAUCUUUUUGAGGAAUUCAAAAUUCCCAGAGGUCCUUAUGAUAACAUAUUAUGUAACUUAUUUGCUUGUGUGUUCAUGUUGAAUGGUUAUAAUAUAGUGUUAUAUCACAGUGAUAUGUAUAGAUUGCUGAGUGUAAUAUCACAGUGAUAUGUAUAGAUUGCUGAGUGUAAUAUCACAGUGAUAUGUAUAGAUUGCUGAGUGUAAUAUCACAGUGAUAUGUAUAGAUUGCUGAGUGUAAUAUCACAGUGAUAUGUAUAGAUUGCUGAGUGUAAUAUCACAGUGAUAUGUUUAGAUUGCUGAGUGUAAUAUCAUAGUAAUAUGUAUAGAUUGCUGAGUGUUAAGUAUUAAUACAUGCUAUCAAUCUUUUUAAAAUCAUCACAACUUUGCGAUACCAGGUAUUUGAAGUAUGUAUACAUUACCUAUUUUGAUUGUAUUUUAAUGGGAUUGCUAAUUUAUGUGCAAUAAAUAUUGACUUAUU